AUGUCCUUUGCUGGAAAGAAAGGCAAGAUCAAACAGCCAUUUGACCCUGCGAUCAGAAGUUUCUCUCUGGCAAGGCUUUUAGCUUUUACGAAGUUGUUCCUAUCGUAUGUCAGUCAAGUUGUUGGCUUUCACUUGUAGUGACGAAACUUCCGAUAAAAAGUUAACGAAUUGUAGCCCUUAUUUUACUGCCUUACAAUAUAUCAAUAAUCUUGAAACUAAAAGGUCAUAUAAAUGAAAGGUUAAUCUCAAAUGUUUAAUGUUAAUCUUAAAUGUUUUAAAAAAUCUACCGAGCGGUUUAAAAAUUAUUCGCUAAUUUGUUAUAGAAGACCAACAUGUUUACAAAACCGCAAAAAAGAGCGCUUCAAUACAUACUAAUCAAAUCCUUCUUUCUAGCAAUCGGCUGGAGCUAUCUCCAUGAUCUUUCAAACACGUUUUUAAAAAGACUGAAACUACUAUGAGGUGAAAUUGCAUGUCAAAAGCGCUACGUUUUCUACAGAUAACGGCCAAACAUCAAGAUUCUCCAUUUUUAACUGUUUUUUUAGCCAUAAAAACUUCAUCCCCAAAUAUCUCGAUAACGCUUUUAGAGAUUUCGCUUAAACUUGACGAACAUGGAGGCCGCUAUUGGAGAAAAAAGCUGCCGUGAACGAUUCUGGAAGAACAGUUCCCAGUGCCGAGAUAUAUUGCUGUAAGUAAAAUAGGUAAUAGCGUCAUUUCGUUGCUAUGACAACUCCAAUGUCAUUGCAACCCAGAUCAUAACAAAUUUUCACCUUUAUCUAAUACAACUGUGGUGGCAAUUUUUCCUACUCUUUGUUUAUGGCGACGUAGUUUAUACUCAAGCUUGGGAGGUAUUGACUCUGAAAAACUGUAUCGAGCCACCUUAACGGCACUCGUAACUUUGUUAUGGUACUCUAUAAAUUUGACACACACUAUUUUUUUUUUAAGUCAACCAUCUGUGAGAGUAAAGAAAGUGUCAAGCCGUUACGAACACUUUCAUAAUUUUACUCCGAUAUCCACUGGAAAUAUUUGUUGUUCUUCUUUUUUCUAAACGAGAGCUUUAAAGUGUAGAUCCAAAGUAAACAAAGCGUCUUAGAACGGAAUCACUUAAAACAAAACUUUUUUCUAUCUCUUAAAAGAUCUCUUAAACUUUGGAAAAAAACAGUAAGGAUACGGGACCUACAUGUGGGUCCCGUAAAUUUACGCCCUAUUUUUCCCGUAAAAAAGGUUUUAUGCAACAGCCGCAAUCUCUGUUGCAUAAACGAAACGUAAGCGAACACUUACGAAAAUCGUAAGUGCAGCAACGUAAGGGAAUUCCCUAAAAAGUAGGUUGAGUUUAAUCGUCCGGGUGAACGUAGUCCUGUAUAGGACUGUUGUUGUUGACAGUGACUGACGUUUCUACAACCUGUGCGGUAGUCAUCUUCAGAGUCAAAGUGAGUUGUAUCACGUCAGUUGAUGGUAUUAUUACUCUGGUUAUUGAUCUGAUUGGUCAAUUACGUCGCGAUGUUAUUGGUCGUCUGUCAGUUAAGCCGUGAUGUUAUUGGCUAUGAAGACUCGUAAUCAGUAAUUGGUGCGUUUCGAUCCGUCUAUUGUUACAGUUAAACAGUCGUCUGUUGUUAGUCAAAUUGUCAGUUCUCCAGUCGUUCUCGAGAACUGGAACGACUAGAGAAGAGUUAAAGUCAACAUUAACUUAAAAACGUUGUGUUUUGGAGGUUGACUUGGCCUUUCACACUGUAUAAAAUUUCGAAAUCUUUUAAGAUGUUAGAAAGUUGUAAGGUGUUGUAACGUUCAGAGAGGGUGUGCCAGUGGCCAGUGGUUUUUACAGUUAAAAGAUUCUUCAGGAGCAAAACAUCCGUGAAAAUCAGCUGAAAUAGUGAGAUCUCAAACAAACUAUGAUCAUCCCUAAGGGUCUAGCUUCUAUCUUCUCUGGCCAAUCGAGUGAUUGUAUUUGACAAUUGCUAUUGUAGUUUGGUCCCAACUGCAAUUGUACUCUCGUAUUCAAUAGUGAAUCCAAGAGACGUGAAAACAUUCUGUUUCUACGAGUCUAGCAUAAAGUUAAACAAAGGAGUAUAAUCAGUCGUAAUCUUUCGAUGAGACUUUUCUGUUGUUAUUUUCCAAUCCUUUAUUUAGGCAUACUUUGAACAUAAUCCAAGAGACUUACAAUAGUUGCGACAUGACAAGGAUCUACAUCCCACCAAAUUUCAGCCUCACUUGAAAAACGCUCCUGAAUGCCUCGGUGAGUUAUUGAACUUUAGCUAAUUCCUACUUUAAGCACAAAUAAUUCUCAAAGGCCCAUCAAAGACAAAACAAAAGUUCGCUUCUGUUAAUCCUAUCUUCAUUUCUUUUCGAUCAGUUCCAGCAACUCUUAAACCAUCCAAGGCAAAAUUCUCACUAAAGAGAAGACGCCUACUCAUGUUCCCGUCAGUAAAGAACUCGGUUUACAAUACAUUUGGUGAGGUAAAUGGGGAGUACUUAAAGCAUAUGUUAGUAUAUAAGUAUAUUUUAAAUACUUUGGAAAAGGGAUUCUUUAUGAAAGUAACGCAACAAAAGGGAAAUUGACUAUUUCACCGAUACCAGAUAACGCACCUUGUUUAUCCUCCCCAUCCCCCACCCCCCCCCCCAAAAAAAGAAAAAAACCAAAGGGUUGCAUGAUCACCAUAGUCUUCGAUUUCUCUUGCGAUCUGUAAUAUCCAAGAGAAAUAAACCUUUUUAGCUGAUAUGUUUUGUUUUCCCGAUUCAGACCACGUGAAGUUCUCCAGGGAAUUUUCUUUUUGUCUUUUUCAUUAAUUAUGCAUGCACAUGCACUUGAAUGCACGUGCAUAAGACGACAUCUGAAAGAAACAGUUCUCUGGGGUACCAUCACGUGGUCUGAAAGUGAAAACAAAAAAUACAAACUAAAAAGGUCGAUUGGAAAAAUGGUUCUGUAAAAUAUUGUUGGGUAAUCCAGGUGCAUUAUGGUCUCGGUAAAAAUGGUGAAUAGUAAAAUAAAUGUUUAGAACUUUUUAACCAGGUGGUGAGUUGAAUGAGAAAUGCUCAUAAAAAAAUCAUCUCAAACUGGCAAGCCAGUCUGUAACAUGUUUACAGACCCUCUAUUUUCUCUUUAUAGGUCAUCAAGAACUGGUGUAUGAAAAUAAAAACAGCAAGGGUUUUAUUGAUCACAAGCAUGAUCGAAUUUUCCAAAAAAAGGGAAAAACCUCUGUGAACAGGCUACCUUAGAUUCACUCUGAAGAUAAACGUACGCCUGUUUUAGUUACUUGAAACUGUCAGAGGAGUCUUUCAAAUUACGCUAUCGUGGUGACAUCCUUAUCGGACACCUCUCUUAUACGGACACCCAUUAGUGUCCGUAUUAGAGAGAUCCGACAGUACUCGGCGUCUUACAUUUCAAGUAUCCUGUUUUAAUUGAUUACUUGGAAUCAUAAACAAUUUUUUAUCUAUUUUUUUGCCUCUCUUUUUGCCUCAGAAACGUAAAUUGGAUCCAUUGAAGAGCUUCAAGUACCACAAACAU
This is a messenger RNA of Porites lobata, 3499 nucleotides long. The record is from the annotation of a GenBank genome assembly. NCBI's taxonomy places the organism in Eukaryota, Metazoa, Cnidaria, Anthozoa, Scleractinia, Poritidae.